Messenger RNA from Naegleria lovaniensis, 276 nucleotides. RefSeq lists its product as uncharacterized. Gene Ontology annotation, cellular component: mitochondrial inner membrane; MICOS complex; mitochondrion. The record is from RefSeq and is a predicted model, not a curated record. The transcript is spliced from 2 exons. The coding region runs from base 1 to 276 and encodes 91 amino acids. Lineage: Eukaryota; Heterolobosea; Eutetramitea; Acrasida; Naegleriidae.
AUGAGCACAUCACAAGAUAAAGUCCCUUCUGAAUUAUUGAAGGACGAAAAGUUGGAACAUUGCCUUGAGAAUAUCCUUCAAAAGACAACCAUCGGUUUCGUGGCAAGCGUUAUUCCUGCUUUUGUUCUUUUGAGAGGAAGAAGAUCUGCUGCUUUAGGAUUUGGUGCCGGUAUUGGUUUCGGUAUGGGAUGGACAGAAUGUCGCUUGCUUAUGGAGAAGAACAUUCACUUUAACAAGAAAUUCAUUGCUCAAGUUGAGGUUCCUAAAAAUCAAUAA